AUGGAAUUUUGCAUGUUUAACUCCUUUAAUUCCAAGAUAGAACCUAAAACUGUGAAGAUUGCUCUUGAUCAUUCAGAUUGGGUGCAAGCUAUGCAGGAAGAACUCAACGAAUUUGAACAUAAAAAAGUAUGGAGAUUGAUUCCAACUCCAAAGGAUGCAUCAGUGGUUGGAUUAAAAUGGGUAUUUCGUAAUAUGCUUGACAAAGAAGGCAACGUGAUUCAAAACAAGGAGAAAGUCUAUUUGGAACAACCACUAGGUUUCGUAAAUGAAAAAUAUCCAAGUCAUUGCUAUAUUUUGGAUAAGGUUGUGUAUGGUUUAAAACAAGCACCUCGUGUGAGACAGAGUUCAGAGGGUAUUUUCAUCAACCAAGAAGCCUACACUAAGACUUUGCUUGCGGAUUUUGGCAUGGUGGGUAAUUCAAAGGUCAAAGUUCCAAUGAUGUUCAGAACGAUGCUCACUCCAUCCUUGGAUAAGCCAGCAGCUGAUAUCGCUCUAUAUCGACAAAUGAUUGGUUCUUUAAUGUACUUAACAUCUAGUCGUCCAAAUAUUAUGUUUGAUGUUUGCUAUUUUGCUAGGUUUCAGGCAAAUCCACGUGAACCUCAUAUGACUGCUGUGAAGAAUAUUCUCCGAUACCUCAAAAUAACGACAUCCCUUGGAAUUUGGUAUCCUUCUAACUUUGGAUUCUUUGUGCAAGCAUAUUCUGAUGCUGAUCUUGGUGGAUGCGGUCUUGAUCGUAAAAGUACAACAGGAGGAUGUCAGUUUCUGGAUGGAAAACUAGUUAGUUGGCAAUCUAAGAAGCAAACAUGUGUCUCCUUAUCCACUACUAAAGUUGAGUAUAUCACAGUUGCAUCAUGUACUUCUCAAGUCGUAUGGAUUCAAAGUCAGCUUAAAGAUUACGGGAUAAAUAUGAAGACUGUUGGGUCAAAAAAUAUGCUUUAUACUUUGCUUUUCUAG
Molecule: messenger RNA, 954 nt
Organism: Lactuca sativa (garden lettuce)
Lineage: Eukaryota; Viridiplantae; Streptophyta; Magnoliopsida; Asterales; Asteraceae
Source: RefSeq, a predicted model, not a curated record